CAGGUGCACUUUUGUGAGUCUAGUAUUUGUUUUUCCAUGUCAAUCAGGCUCUCACAUGUAUGAAUUUAUCCACUUUUGAGCUACUAAACUAGUGCAUUACUGUGAAGUUAAUAUUGACUGUACAAUUCAAUUGGAUAUGACUUGGUGAGAAAUGUAUGUUUCAUACUAUGUCAGGAUCCAUCUACUUGUAUUCAACUGGGAGCAUACAAGCUCUGAAUAUAACAGAUCCUGACAUGGUGAAGGAGCUAGCCAAUUGCAAGUCUUUGGAUCUUGGAAAGCCUUCCUUCUUGCAAAAAGAGCGUGGAGCUCUUCUUGGUAUGGGCAUAUUGACUUCAAAUGGUGAGCUCUGGGAACAUCAAAGAAAGGUGAUUGCACCAGAGCUCUUCAUGGAGAAGGUUAAGGGCAUGUUGCACGUCAUGGUCGAAGCUGCAAUGCCAAUGUUGACUUCAUGGGAAAACAUAUUUGGAAGGGAAGGGGGCAGUGCAGAGAUUGUGGUGGAUGUGUCCUUGAGAAACUUUUCAGCUGAUGUCAUAUCCAGGACUUCAUUUGGAAACAAUUUUGCUGCAGGUAAAGAGAUAUUCAACAAGAUUCGGCAACUUCAGAUUGCAAGGGCAAAGCAAAGCAUACUUGGUGUCCCCGGACCAAGUUACUUGAAAAAGGGAAGUCCAAUGUUCCUGAUGGAUCACAGGGAGCUUUUCCUAGUGGCAACAGUUCUCCCUACCAAGGUCCUCCAUCCUGGUUCCCCAAGGAUUCCAGCAGCUUCCACCCAAUGUCCCAAUGAUGCAUCCAAGUACCAAUGGUCCACAAGUGUUUCAUCCGGCUGA
This is a messenger RNA of Setaria italica (foxtail millet), 824 nucleotides long. RefSeq names its product cytochrome P450 714C2-like. Lineage: Eukaryota; Viridiplantae; Streptophyta; Magnoliopsida; Poales; Poaceae. Gene Ontology annotation, molecular function: oxidoreductase activity, acting on paired donors, with incorporation or reduction of molecular oxygen; iron ion binding; heme binding. The record is from RefSeq and is a predicted model, not a curated record. The transcript is spliced from 4 exons. The coding region runs from base 156 to 824 and encodes 222 amino acids.